Molecule: messenger RNA, 315 nt
Organism: Suillus paluster
Lineage: Eukaryota; Fungi; Basidiomycota; Agaricomycetes; Boletales; Suillaceae
Exons: 2
Coding region: 1-315 (104 amino acids)
Source: RefSeq, a predicted model, not a curated record
AUGUUGCGCAUGGAUCUUCCCCCACCCAAGUAUGCACCCCCAUAUUAUGCCAUGCACCAUUCCGCACCUCAGCUUCAGCCUUCACAUAUUCCUCACUUUGCGCUGGCUGGUAGAGCAGAUGUUCGAGUUGGUGGUGAGGCACAGAUAUAUGAUGUUGCAGGCUGUCAGCUCUAUUCAGGACCAUAUCACCAUAUUUUCAGAGCUUCACACCACUUCAACUUCUUCAAGUUCGACAACUCAAUGCCAACAGAUCGAGAGCUGUGGAGAGUCAAAGUUGAGGGUGCCGGUGCUGCGCUGAGGCGUGACAUGAUGUGA